Macrosiphum euphorbiae (potato aphid) is the source of this 438-nucleotide messenger RNA. NCBI's taxonomy places the organism in Eukaryota, Metazoa, Arthropoda, Insecta, Hemiptera, Aphididae. The record is from the annotation of a GenBank genome assembly.
AUGCGAAUCAAAAAUGCAACUCAACAGCUAAAUUUAGGAUUGAUUUCCAUUUGGCAAUUUUUGCAGAGAUGUUCUUAUGUCACUGAAGGGUAUGAACAGAGACAACGGAUUUGGGCUCUGCGGAACAAUGACGAGAUGGCCGAUGAAGGACAGAUUGAACAUUUUGAACAAAUACUACCUGACGAAUUACCUUUAGAGGUUGAACUAAAUGUUGGAGACCCACCAGCACGAAGGCCUAGAGAAUUACCUUUAGAAGAAAGGGUUGAUGUUGCUGAUCCACCAGCAGAAAGUUCUGUAUGCAUGGUGUGUAUGGUAGUAGGGGUAAAUGGCACUGCUGCCGAGUAUAUAAUUUUGCCAUGCGGCCAUGCAUGGGUAUGUGCAUCAUGUCUGGAACGCUUAGAGGUGCCAAACUCGGUUUCCUUUGUGCCGAUUACCUAA